This is a messenger RNA of Triplophysa dalaica, 1112 nucleotides long. RefSeq names its product signal recognition particle 19 (gene srp19). The coding region runs from base 119 to 544 and encodes 141 amino acids. Gene Ontology annotation, biological process: SRP-dependent cotranslational protein targeting to membrane, signal sequence recognition; SRP-dependent cotranslational protein targeting to membrane. Gene Ontology annotation, molecular function: 7S RNA binding. Gene Ontology annotation, cellular component: signal recognition particle, endoplasmic reticulum targeting. The record is from RefSeq and is a predicted model, not a curated record. The transcript is spliced from 5 exons. NCBI's taxonomy places the organism in Eukaryota, Metazoa, Chordata, Actinopteri, Cypriniformes, Nemacheilidae.
CCUCUACCGGACGUGACAUCACAGAAGAAGUUACACUCAUCAUUAAUUUUCAUCUGAAAUCUUUCACAAACAACGACGUGUGUUUAUAACCGCAGAAAAACAAAGAUCAACUGAUGAAAUGUCGCAUUUAACGACAAACCCGGCGGAUAAAGAGAGGUUUCUGUGCAUUUAUCCGUCUUACAUCAACAAUAAAAAGACUUUAGCAGAAGGCAGAAGAAUCCCCGUGGAGAAAGCGGUGGAAAAUCCUUCAUGCGCUGAGAUUCGAGAUGUGCUGACGGCAGCUGGUCUCAAUGUUCUUGUGGAGAACAAGAUGUAUCCCAGAGAAUGGAACAGAGACGUUCAGUUUAGAGGACGCGUGCGGGUGCAACUAAAACUCGAAGAUGGAAGUUUGUGUCAAGACAAAUUUUCAUCUAAGAAAGCUGUGAUGUUUUAUGUUGCCGAGAUGAUUCCCAAACUGAAGAUAAGAACGCAGAAGAGCGGAGGAGCUGACGCUGGAUCACAGCCGGGAGAUGCAGGGAAGAAAGGAAAGAAGAAGAAGAAGUAGAUGACGAAAGAUCUCUUCGGUUGAGAAAAGCUUGAAGGUGGAGAGUUUGGAAAUGACUAAACAAGAUCUUUUGACCCAGUCGUUUUGGUUCCUCUUUUGUUUAACGGAUGAAUAUUUUGUCAUAUUUGUUGGACUUUCUUCAGAGCAGAAUUUAAGGCAUGAUGUCUUCAAGAUGAAUACAUGAGUUUGUUGCACAGUGGCCUCUUGUGGAACUGAACGUUGUACAUCAGUUAAUUAAGUUAUGAGUAUUUUAUGAUCUAAACUGUAGAGAGAUGAUGUUGGUUAUUUCAGUUAAAGGAUGGAUUAUGUUUAAACGGCCACUGACAGAGCGUGUCAUACGUUUACGGGUCACUGCUUUCAGCAGACGUGUCAGUUUUAAGUCUCUCUGCUGGAGGAUCAGUGUUUUCACACUCCUGUAACAUGCUGUGAAAAAGCGGCUCAUGUCCUUCACACACAGCACCUGUUCAGUGCAGAAGAUUCAUUCUCCAUUACAGCUUCUGUUGCUUUUCAUCCGUGUGCUAAUGAAGGAUAAACAAACUGGACGUGAAAUAAAGAGAAUCAGACAGGA